AUGGGAUGGGAUCUGGGAGCCCUGCGAGCUGGCCUCAGCCCCUUGGACCCUGCUGCUGGGAAAAGCACCGUGCAGCCAGCGCAGCCGUACUGCCGAGCGGCUCCAAGCCGGCUGGCUGCGUUCAACGGUUUUGUCUCUGUGUUCCCAUCAGCCACAUCAAUGCAUUUUGAACUGCCGGAAUUUUUGCAGCACAUCAUUCCCACCUUCCCAGAUUUUAAUGGUGGGAAGAUGCUGAUGGACAAAAAUGAAUCUUGGUUCUCUAAUUUCUCCUCUGCUGCCUCCUCCUUUGUGAAAGGAGGUGGCAGCUGGGCAGGGAUCGGCCUCCACGAGGUGGUGGUUGGGCUGAUACUAACCCUCAUUGACUUGGUCACGCUCCUGGGAAAUACAAUAGUCUUCAUCUGCCCGGUGGUGGAAAAGAGGCUGCGCACCGUCACCUAUAUGUUUAUCAUGUCCUUAGCCAUGGCAGACUUCCUCGUAGCCUGCCUGGUCAUGCCCUUCAGUAUCAUUUACGAGGUGACGGGGAUGUGGUUGUUCGGGAAGCUGUUCUGCAAAGUCUGGAUCUCUUUUGACGUCAUGUUUUGCACCGCAUCCAUUGUCACGUUGUGUUUCAUUAGCCUGGACAGAUACUGCUCCGUGGUGACCCCGUACCACUAUUCAAGAAGGAUGUCCCGUGGCAGAUGCAUCGUGAUGACCUGCACGGUCUGGCUGUAUUCCUCCCUCAUUUCCUUCCUUCCCGUCAUGCAAGGCUGGAACGAGAUCCCCGGGGUGGACUUUGAUGCAGGCAGAGAAUGCAUCUUUGUCACCAACUGGAUUUUUGCCAUUGUGGCUUCUGCUCUGGCAUUUUUUGUCCCCUUCAUGGUCAUGUGCAGCAUGUAUUUCUUCAUCUACCGUGCUUCGCGGCUCAAGGCCACUCGUAUCAUGUCUCAGACCCUCGAGAUUCACUACCACCCCAACAGCAAGCGGCAGAACCAUCUGCAGCUGGAGAACAAGGCCACGCGGACCAUUAGCAUUAUCAUUUCGGUCUUUGUGCUGUGCUGGCUGCCCUACUUUGUCCUCAACGUCUGGCUCGCUGCCAGAGGCACCGACUCCACCAGCACGGUCUUGGUUGACACCUUCAAGAUCAUCACUUGGUUAGGGUAUUGCAACUCCACCAUCAACCCAAUGCUCUACGCUUUCCUGAACCGGGACUUCCAACGGGCCCUGAAGAAGCUGCUCAUUUGCAGGCACAGGUCUCAGGUGGACAUUGGAGAAGACAUGGUUUCCAUAGCCACGUUUUCCAAGACUGCUCCAGACCUAGAAUAUAGCAUUACGGUGCCAGUGCCUAAUGGUGCCCUAAAGGGCAAACCCAAAUAA
Molecule: messenger RNA, 1353 nt
Organism: Haliaeetus leucocephalus (bald eagle)
Lineage: Eukaryota; Metazoa; Chordata; Aves; Accipitriformes; Accipitridae
Product: histamine H2 receptor-like
Exons: 5
Coding region: 1-1353 (450 amino acids)
Biological process (GO): adenylate cyclase-activating adrenergic receptor signaling pathway
Cellular component (GO): membrane
Molecular function (GO): neuropeptide Y receptor activity
Source: RefSeq, a predicted model, not a curated record